GCCGGGGACCAGCGCAUGCGCGGGCGUCCUGCGAGCCCGCUGAGGCGAGCCGAAUCGCGGCGGCGCCGGGAGCCGAGCAGCGGAGCUGUGAGGGACGGAGCGGCGGCGCGGGAGCCGCGAGGACGGACAGGUGGCGAGCCCUCGCCCGCACCACCCGGGACUGCUGGGCCGGCCGUGGAGCCUCGCGGUCUGGACGUGGCGGCGGUAGCAUCCCGGACGGCCUGUGAGGGAUGCACCGCCCACUGCCCCGCGCCGCCUGACCGCCCCCGCCUCGGCUCGCGGUGCGCCACAGCCGGGCCCGCGGCCGUCCCCGCCGCUCUGUCGCCCGGCCGCCGCGCCCGCGGGGCCGCGUCCGGCCCGGCCAUGUGGACCCCCACGGAGGAAGAGAAAUACGGCGUAGUGAUAUGCAGCUUUCGAGGAUCUGUCCCUCAAGGGUUGGUCUUAGAAAUAGGAGAAACAGUCCAGAUUCUUGAAAAGUGUGAAGGUUGGUAUAGAGGAGUUUCAACAAAGAAGCCAAAUGUAAAGGGGAUAUUUCCUGCAAAUUACAUUCAUUUGAAAAAAGCAAUUGUCAGUAAUAGAGGGCAGUAUGAAACUGUGGUUCCACUUGAAGAUUCUGUUGUGACUGAGGUUACAUCGACUCUACAAGAAUGGGCCAGUCUUUGGAAACAACUCUAUGUGAAACAUAAAGUAGAUCUUUUCUACAAGCUACGCCAUGUGAUGAAUGAACUUAUUGACCUUCGAAGGCAGCUACUGUCUGGGCACCUGACUCAGGAUCAGGUGCGGGAGGUUAAGCGGCACAUCACCGUGCGCCUGGACUGGGGUAAUGAGCAUUUGGGCCUGGACCUGGUACCACGAAAGGACUUUGAAGUAGUGGAUUCGGACCAGAUUAGUGUUUCAGAUCUUUAUAAAAUGCAUUUGUCUAGCCGGCAGAGCGUACAGCAAAGCACAUCCCAGGUAGAUACAAUGCGCCCACGUCAUGGUGAAACCUGUCGGAUACCAGUGCCACAUCACUUCUUCCUCAGCCUGAAGAGUUUCACCUACAAUACCAUUGGGGAGGAUACCGAUGUCUUCUUUUCCUUAUAUGAUAUGAGAGAAGGCAAGCAGAUCAGUGAGCGGUUUCUGGUGAGACUGAACAAGAAUGGUGGGCCAAGGAACCCAGAGAAGAUAGAACGAAUGUGUGCCCUUUUUACAGAUCUGAGCAGCAAAGAUAUGAAGAGAGAUUUAUAUAUAGUUGCCCAUGUGAUACGCAUAGGCCGGAUGCUCCUGAAUGACUCCAAGAAGGGCCCUGCUCACCUGCACUACCGGCGACCAUAUGGCUGUGCGGUCCUAAGCAUCCUGGAUGUCCUGCAGUCGCUCACAGAAUUAAAGGAAGAAAAAGAUUUUGUUCUUAAGGUUUACACGUGCAACAACGAGAGUGAGUGGUCCCAGAUCCACGAGAAUAUCAUCCGCAAGUCCAGUGCCAAGUACUCUGCCCCCAGUGCCAGUCACGGUCUUAUCAUUUCUCUGCAGCUUCUUCGUGGAGACAUGGAACAGAUUAGGAGAGAAAAUCCUAUGAUAUUUAAUAGGGGACUGGCAAUUACAAGAAAAUUGGGAUUUCCUGAUGUCAUCAUGCCAGGCGAUAUCCGCAAUGACCUGUACCUAACCCUGGAGAAGGGGGAUUUCGAGAGAGGGGGAAAGAGUGUACAGAAGAAUAUUGAAGUGACCAUGUAUGUGCUUUAUGCAGAUGGAGAAAUCUUGAAGGAUUGCAUCAGCUUGGGUUCAGGAGAGCCGAAUAGGAGUUCCUACCACUCCUUCGUCCUCUACCACAGUAAUAGUCCUCGCUGGGGAGAAAUUAUCAAAUUGCCCAUCCCCAUUGACCGGUUCCGGGGCUCCCACCUGCGCUUUGAGUUCAGACACUGUUCUACAAAGGACAAAGGGGAAAAGAAACUCUUUGGCUUUGCAUUCUCACCCCUGAUGCGGGACGAUGGCACCACCCUCUCAGAUGACAUCCAUGAGCUCUAUGUAUACAAGUGUGAUGAGAAUAGCACGUUUAACAACCACGCUCUGUACCUGGGCCUGCCCUGCUGCAAAGAGGACUACAAUGGCUGUCCUAACAUCCCCUCCAGCCUCAUCUUCCAGCGCAGCACCAAAGAGUCUUUCUUUAUUUCCACACAGCUCUCUUCCACCAAACUCACCCAGAACGUGGACCUCCUUGCUUUGCUGAAAUGGAAGGCCUUUCCAGACCGGAUCAUGGACAUCCUAGGGCGGCUGCGGCAUGUCAGCGGGGAGGAAAUUGUUAAGUUUCUUCAGGACAUCUUAGAUACACUCUUUGUGAUUUUGGAUGAUAAUACAGAGAAAUACGGCCUGUUGGUGUUUCAAUCUUUGGUAUUCAUCAUCAACCUGCUCCGAGACAUCAAAUAUUUCCAUUUCCGGCCUGUAAUGGACACAUACAUCCAGAAGCACUUUGCUGGAGCCCUGGCAUACAAGGAGCUAAUCCGCUGUUUGAAGUGGUACAUGGACUGCUCAGCGGAACUGAUUCGGCAGGACCACAUUCAGGAAGCCAUGCGGGCCUUGGAGUACCUUUUCAAGUUCAUCGUGCAGUCAAGGAUCCUGUACUCACGUGCCACCUGUGGGAUGGAAGAGGAGCAAUUCCGGUCCAGCAUCCAAGAGCUUUUCCAGUCCAUCCGGUUUGUGCUCAGUUUGGACAGCAGAAACUCAGAAACACUCCUUUUCACUCAGGCUGCACUCCUCAAUUCCUUCCCAACCAUCUUUGACGAGCUGCUGCAGAUGUUCACUGUGCAGGAGGUGGCAGAGUUUGUGAGAGGGACUCUGGGGAGCAUGCCCAGCACUGUGCACAUCGGGCAGUCAAUGGAUGUGGUGAAGCUGCAGUCCAUUGCCAGAACUGUGGACAGCCGCCUGUUUUCUUUCUCAGAAUCCCGCCGCAUCCUGCUUCCUGUGGUUCUCCAUCACAUUCACCUUCACCUGAGGCAGCAGAAAGAGCUGCUAAUCUGCUCAGGGAUUCUUGGCAGCAUCUUCUCCAUCGUCAAGACCAGCUCUCUGGAGGCAGAUGUCAUGGAGGAGGUAGAAAUGAUGGUGGAGAGCCUCUUGGACGUGCUCUUACAGACUCUGCUCACCAUCAUGAGCAAAUCGCACGCUCAGGAGGCGGUAAGAGGGCAGCGGUGCCCGCAGUGCACAGCGGAGAUCACUGGCGAGUAUGUAUCCUGCCUUCUCUCACUGCUCCGCCAGAUGUGUGACACCCAUUACCAACACCUCCUGGACAACUUCCAGAGCAAAGAUGAACUCAAGGAAUUCCUGCUGAAGAUUUUCUGUGUGUUCCGGAACCUAAUGAAGAUGAGUGUCUUUCCGCGGGACUGGAUGGUGAUGAGACUUCUCACAAGCAAUAUUAUCGUCACUACUGUCCAGUACCUGUCUUCUGCGCUACACAAGAAUUUCACAGAGACAGACUUCGACUUUAAGGUGUGGAAUUCUUAUUUUAGCCUGGCAGUUCUGUUCAUAAAUCAGCCAAGCCUUCAGCUAGAAAUCAUUACUUCAGCCAAGAGGAAAAAGAUUCUAGAUAAGUAUGGGGACAUGCGUGUGAUGAUGGCUUAUGAACUGUUCAGCAUGUGGCAGAACUUGGGUGAACAUAAGAUCCAUUUUAUUCCGGGAAUGAUUGGUCCUUUUCUGGGUGUGACACUGGUCCCACAGCCAGAAGUGCGGAAUAUCAUGAUUCCCAUCUUUCAUGACAUGAUGGACUGGGAGCAAAGGAAAAAUGGCAACUUCAAACAGGUGGAGGCCGAGCUGAUUGACAAGCUGGACAGCAUGGUGUCAGAAGGGAAAGGCGACGAGAGCUACAGGGAGCUCUUCAGCCUGCUAACCCAGCUGUUUGGGCCCUACCCCAGCUUGCUGGAGAAGGUCGAACAGGAAACAUGGCGAGAGACCGGCAUUUCCUUUGUGACCUCAGUCACUCGCCUCAUGGAACGUCUUCUUGACUACAGGGACUGCAUGAAAGGAGAGGAAACGGAGAAUAAGAAGAUUGGCUGCACUGUUAACCUGAUGAACUUUUACAAAUCUGAGAUUAACAAAGAAGAGAUGUAUAUUCGCUACAUCCAUAAGCUUUGUGACAUGCAUUUGCAGGCUGAAAACUACACAGAGGCCGCAUUCACACUGCUCCUCUACUGUGAGUUGCUGCAGUGGGAAGAACGGCCGCUUCGCGAAUUCCUCCACUACCCGUCCCAGACAGAGUGGCAGCGGAAAGAGGGACUGUGCCGCAAGAUCAUCCACUACUUCAACAAAGGCAAGAGCUGGGAGUUUGGGAUCCCACUGUGCAGGGAGCUGGCAUGUCAGUAUGAGAGUCUCUACGAUUAUCAGAGCCUCAGCUGGAUUCGGAAAAUGGAGGCCAGCUACUAUGACAACAUCAUGGAGCAGCAACGCCUGGAGCCAGAGUUCUUUCGCGUGGGCUUCUAUGGCAGGAAGUUUCCUUUCUUCCUUCGGAACAAAGAAUAUGUGUGCCGUGGCCACGACUACGAGAGGCUGGAGGCCUUCCAGCAGAGGAUGCUCAGCGAGUUCCCACAGGCCGUCGCCAUGCAGCACCCCAACCACCCUGAUGAUGCCAUCCUGCAGUGUGACGCCCAGUACUUGCAGAUCUAUGCAGUGACACCCAUUCCAGAUUAUGUGGACGUCUUGCAGAUGGACAGGGUCCCGGAUCGUGUUAAGAGCUUCUACCGCGUCAACAAUGUGAGGAAGUUCCGGUACGACAGGCCUUUUCACAAAGGCCCCAAGGACAAGGAGAAUGAAUUCAAGAGCCUGUGGAUCGAGCGCACCACUCUGACCCUGACCCACAGCUUGCCUGGCAUCUCUCGGUGGUUCGAAGUGGAGAGGAGAGAACUGGUGGAGGUGAGUCCUCUGGAGAAUGCUAUCCAGGUCGUUGAGAAUAAGAACCAGGAGCUGCGGGCCCUGAUCAGCCAGUAUCAGCACAAGCAGGUGCACGGCAACAUCAAUCUGCUCAGCAUGUGCCUGAAUGGCGUCAUUGAUGCAGCUGUCAACGGAGGCAUCGCCCGCUACCAAGAGGCCUUCUUUGAUAAAGAUUACAUCACCAAGCACCCAGGAGAUGCUGAGAAGAUCAGCCAGCUCAAGGAGCUCAUGCAAGAACAGGUCCAUGUCCUUGGCGUCGGGCUGGCAGUUCAUGAGAAGUUCGUGCACCCAGAAAUGCGCCCUUUGCAUAAGAAGCUGAUUGAUCAGUUCCAAAUGAUGCGGGCCAGCCUCUACCACCAGGAGUUUCCGGGUUUGGACAAGCUAAGUCCUGCAUGUUCAGGCACCAGCACCCCACGGGGAAAUGUCCUAGCAUCCCAUAGUCCCAUGAGCCCCGAGAGCAUCAAGAUGACCCACCGGCACAGCCCCAUGAACUUAAUGGGCACCGGCCGCCAUUCAUCAUCCUCUCUGUCCUCACACACAUCUAGCGAAGCAGGAAAUGUGGUGAUGCUGGGUGACAGCUCCAUGGGCGAGGCUCCCGAGGACCUGUACCACCAUAUGCAGCUCGCGUAUCCCAACCCCAGGUACCAGGGCUCAGUCACCAACGUCUCUGUUCUGUCCUCGUCCCAGGCAAGCCCUUCUUCCUCCAGCCUGAGUUCCACUCACUCAGCACCAUCCCAGAUGAUUACCUCUGCCCCUUCCAGUGCCCGAGGCUCUCCCUCUCUGCCAGAUAAGUACCGCCAUGCCCGGGAAAUGAUGUUGCUGCUGCCCACACACCGGGACCGCCCAAGCAGCGCCAUGUAUCCAGCAGCCAUCCUGGAGAACGGACAGCUGCCAAAUUUCCAGCGGGCCCUGUUCCAGCAAGUGGUCGGAACCUGCAAACCCUGUAGUGAUCCCAAUCUGUCUGUGGCUGAAAAAGCGGUGCCAGCAGCCCCCAGCAGCUGGAGCCUGGAUAGCGGAGCCCGAGAGGCCCAGCCCUUCCUGUCUGCCCACAUGGGGUGCAUCCUGCCCCCCCCAGUGCCUCCCCGAAGCCUGCUGCAUGGUCAUUACUCCCUACACUUUGACGCCUUCCACCACCCCCUGGGUGACACCCCACCGGCCCUUCCUGCCCGGACCCUGCGCAAGUCACCCCUGCACCCUAUCCCAGCCUCCCCCACAAGCCCCCAGUCAGGCCUGGAUGGCAGCAACUCGACGCUGUCCGGCAGUGCCAGCAGCGGCGUGUCUUCCUUAAGUGAGAGUAACUUUGGGCACUCCUCGGAGGCCCCUCCUCGAACCGACACCAUGGACUCCAUGCCAAGCCAGGCCUGGAACGCUGAUGAAGACCUGGAGCCGCCCUACCUCCCUGUCCACUACAGUCUCUCCGAGUCCGCCGUCCUGGACUCCAUCAAGGCCCAGCCAUGCCGAAGCCACUCAGCCCCAGGAUGUGUCAUCCCUCAGGACCCCAUGGACCCACCUGCGCUGCCCCCCAAGCCCUACCAUCCCCGCCUGCCAGCCCUGGAGCACGACGAGGGUGUGCUGCUACGUGAGGAGGCCGAGAGGCCUCGGGGCCUGCACCGCAAGGCCUCGCUGCCUCCUGGGAGCACCAAGGAAGAGCAGGCUCGCAUGGCCUGGGAGCACGGCCGAGGGGAACAGUGAGGGGCCGGGAGGCAGCUGGGACACCACCCUCAGUGAGCAGCUCACCCAACCACUCCAGGUCUGAAAAGCAAGUUCCCCUGCAGGGAGCCAGAGAGGCCUGGCACUCAGGAGAGAACCACCCCGAGUCUACGUUCUACUGCCGUGAACUCGUGUGUUGCCAUGUACAGAGGCCACAGCAGCAUGAAGGGUUGUGGCUUCUGUUUUUAUUUCAUUUUCUACAUCUCCAUUUCUAUGGGUUUUCCUUUUUCCCUUGUGCAGUAGAUGCUUUCUUCCUCCUGCAGUUCCAGACCACGUGGAGCUAUGUGGAGAUAUUGCACAGACAGAAUUGCUUUGCAGCUUUCCCGGGCCCCAGGAGUAGGAACCCAGGCCUUCCCUCCAGGGUAGAGACGCACAGAAGAAUGGAAAUUGCACUAGGAACCUCUUCCUUUACUGUGUGGACAGAAGAGCUCAUGGUUGUAUUCAGGGAUUGCAAGGACCACGUGGACUACAUGUCACAGGUGGACAAGGGGGCUACAAGCCAUUUUGCACAAAUACCUGCCCACCUGCCUGCUCUUCCAUCCAGGAGUGUGUGACUGAGGGGCUGGUUGGGCCAACCUGCUGGCUCAGGCAUGUGACCUGGCCUAACUGCACACCCGGGCACACUGCCAGGCUCCUGUGGGCCAGCCCUGCCUCCUGCUCUACCUUGGAUUUUUCCCUCCAUCGUUUUUUAUUUCUGACCAUUUGCUCCCCUCCACUCUUAAUACAUCCCAUGCCCUGCAGAAGCCCCCUUGGCAAACAGAUCUACAGUAGUUAUCUCCGACCCUCUGGGGCUUGAAUUGGGGUGUGAAGUCAGAGGGACUACCCUAGCCACCUUCCUCCCCAGGGCCCGGGUGGCCAUGUGUUGAGAGAUGAGUUGAUAUAGGAGGGAGGCUGAGGUGUGGCAGGGGCCGGAAAUCCUCUGAGCUUUCAGAAGUGGCCAGAGUGCCUGUCAUCCAGCUCCUGAAUCAGGGAUUUUCAGCACUACCUCCAAGCAGUGGGGUUGUCUGCCCAGCCAGGCUUCCAAGGCCUGAGGACUUGUGGUCAGAUCAGCAAGCUCUUGGGUAAAAAGGGUGGGAGGGAGCUUCUCCUUUUAGAAGCAGAAGCCACACAGGUUGAAUUGUCCUCUCCCAGUGGCCAAGUGCAGGGCCCCCGCUCCAGGCCCAUGGGGACCACCACUCAGGGUUCAGGGCGGGCAGGAGGGCAGCUUCUCCAGCCUCCCCAGUCUGUUGGGCAGAAGACAGUGGUGUCUUUAUAGGAAACUCUUUCAAGUCAGGGCACUGAUUUUCCUCUUGCUUUAUUAUUUGGGGAGAUAGGGUAGGGUGGUAAUUAAUAUUUUACCAGGGUGCUUCUAAGUUACUUAAAAGUCUACAAAACAUUGUUUUCUCUCAUUUGCUUGCGUUCACAACUUUUUUGGUCACAAGGCUGCCUUCUUGCUGAGCAGGUGUAUUCUCUCCUAAAUCCUCUUCUGCUGGCCCAUCUGACCUCCAUGGUCAGGGUGUUUUAUGCUUGUAAACAAAUGCCAGCUUGUUUUAACAGGAAUGCCAGCAAAGUACGUAUGAGGAAAGAUGAGGGCCAUGUUACCUUCAGGGCAGCUGGGAGUGUUCACCACCAGUCUGGGUCCUUUCUGAUACUGUAAGGGUGACCCCAGGCAGAGUGGGUCAGUCCUGGCAGCCCUGACCUCGCAGGGCAGGCCUGGACCAUCUGGUGUUCACAAGUGUGGCAGUCAGUGGGGACUAACUUUGGAUUUCUUUGGUAGGAGGGCAUCUUUAGAUCUUAGGGCACUUCUGAACCUCAAUCCCUGGACAAGGCAGUCAUCAUGUAAGAACAUCUAACUUGUCCACCUGGUGACAUGGGAGGGUAGAGAGGGGAGUGUGGGUUUGUUUGGCCUUGCCUCAUGCAAGGUGAGCCAGGUCUGUUUUCCCUCUCCAUUUUCCCUAGUUGGAUGAAAAGGACAUGUUCCAAAACCCCCUUUUUUUUUUUUUUUUUUUUGGAGAAUCAGCCAGUCUGAGGGGAAGUGGGAGGCCAGAGAUGAGAAUCCUCUGAAAUGAUUGUGAAAUACUAAUUUUCAUUCUUUCAAGCUUAUUUGUAAAUACCUAUUUGAAUGCUGUGUAUUUGUACAGGAAUUUGAGCAAAAAAUGUAUAGAGUGUGAUGUCCAAUUGGUAUUCAGCCCUAUAAAUGUUUUUAACCUCGGCAUUCUGUGCUUAUUUAAAAUAAGAAAACUUCUAACCAUUUCUUUUGUGUAUUUAUGUUUAAAAUAAGAAAUGAUUUAAAAAUGAUCUUACCUGUACCAGAGAGCAAAGUUCAAAGAAAAAAAUUUGUACUAGUGUCCUAAGAGGUAUUUUACUGUAUAUAUUGUGGUAGCAUGUUCUCAAUCCAACAAGUAAUGUGAAUUUUAGAUGUAAAUAUCUGCCACUUGAUUUCCCUACUCCCUUGACUGCUGUGAUGUGAAUUAAAGAUGAAUACCUGAUACUGAUCCACUGAAUUCACUGAAUGGGAGCAACGCAAGUGCCCCUCUCCAACCCUUGUCGCUGGGCUCCAAGCCCCAUAGAAACCUCGUUUCUACCCUGAGCACAGAGCCAACCUUUCCC
Camelus dromedarius (Arabian camel) is the source of this 9189-nucleotide messenger RNA. RefSeq names its product dedicator of cytokinesis 3 (gene DOCK3). The record is from RefSeq and is a predicted model, not a curated record. Bases 16 to 6582 code for a protein of 2188 amino acids. Lineage: Eukaryota; Metazoa; Chordata; Mammalia; Artiodactyla; Camelidae. Gene Ontology annotation, biological process: small GTPase-mediated signal transduction. The transcript has 54 exons. Gene Ontology annotation, molecular function: small GTPase binding; guanyl-nucleotide exchange factor activity; GTPase activator activity. Gene Ontology annotation, cellular component: cytoplasm; plasma membrane.